AUGCUGGUGCCUCUGUCACGGGUAGUAGUGGCAGCUCUACUCGCUGGAUGGCUCGGUCGCCGCGGUCUAAAGAAGCAGUCGCUGGAUGUCUCAGGCGCGGCAGCUGCCUGUUUCGUAGGCUUUUUCACGCUCGCGUCCGGCUAUCGCUUCGGUGUCCUGCUCUUGGGCUUCUACUUCUCUGGGAGCAAGCUUACCAAGGUACGGGCUAGUGUCAAACAGCAGCUGGACGCCAAUUAUAAGCAGGGCGGCCAGCGGUCAGCUCGGCAAGUGCUGGCGUGCAGUCUAGUAGCCACUCUCAUUGCCGUCUACUUCGUCGUUCGAUUCGGACACGACGACGUGGCUCUUGAUUUUGAGAGUGCUCCGGAAAGAAGCUUCCUUUUGGCCAGCUAUAUUGGACAUUACGCCUGCUGUGCGGCUGACACGUGGGCCUCAGAGCUCGGCGUGCUGAGCAAAAGUGAGCCGAGACUUAUCACGACGUGGAAAAGCGUGCCGCCUGGUACUAACGGAGGCGUGUCCGUACUGGGCCUCGCUGUAUCAGCACUCGGAGGAGCUUUCAUCGGAGCUCUGUACUUUGCUAUGAGUCUCUUGUCAGGCACGGCCCAGCUUCAAGUCGUCACGCUGGGCGCCAUGACCGGUCUCUUUGGCUCCGCGCUUGACUCGGUACUUGGUGCGACGUUGCAAGCGACGCACUAUGAUCGAACGACGCGCAAGAUCUGUGAUGAGACACCACGUGUCGAGCAUAUUUGCGGACGCAAGUGGCUGAGCAACGAGCAGGUGAACGUCGUGUCUACGCUGGUGACUACUGCUGUCAGCGGAGCUCUGGCAACUUAUUUGUUCUAA
Peronospora matthiolae is the source of this 840-nucleotide messenger RNA. Lineage: Eukaryota; Oomycota; Peronosporomycetes; Peronosporales; Peronosporaceae. The record is from the annotation of a GenBank genome assembly.